Dendrobium catenatum is the source of this 1967-nucleotide messenger RNA. Its product is annotated as 3beta-hydroxysteroid-dehydrogenase/decarboxylase. The record is from RefSeq and is a predicted model, not a curated record. Lineage: Eukaryota; Viridiplantae; Streptophyta; Magnoliopsida; Asparagales; Orchidaceae. Gene Ontology annotation, biological process: steroid biosynthetic process. The transcript is spliced from 13 exons. Gene Ontology annotation, molecular function: 3-beta-hydroxy-Delta5-steroid dehydrogenase (NAD+) activity. The coding region runs from base 96 to 1769 and encodes 557 amino acids.
CGAAAGAAGACAAACCGGACCUUUGAUAGGUUUACCUUCCCUAAUUAUUUUUUUUUGGGGGGUAAAUCCUUCCAUCUGAACAGCGAGGCGGAAAAAUGGCGGCGUUCGGCAGCGCAGGGGAGCGGUGGUGUGCUGUCACCGGCGGUCGAGGAUUUGCAGCUCGCCACCUGGUGGAGAUGCUACUCCGGUCGCAGGAAUGGUGCGUUAGGAUUGCCGAUCUGGGGCCCUCCAUCAACCUCGAGCCCCAUGAGGAGACAGGGGUCCUUGGCGACGCCCUCAAGUCCGGAAGAGCUGCCUACGUGUCUGCUGAUCUACGCUUGAAGCCUCAAGUCUUUAAAGCUUUUGAUGGUGUAGAAGCUGUUUUUCAUAUGGCUGCCCCAGAUUCGUCUAUUAACAACUUCCAGCUUCAUUUUUCAGUUAACGUUGAGGGAACCAAAAAUGUUAUAGAUUCUUGCAUAGAAUGCAAAGUUAAACGACUGAUCUAUACUAGUUCUCCUAGUGUUGUCUUUGACGGCAUUCAUGGAAUUUGUAACGGGAAGGAGUCAAUGCCAUAUCCAGUAAAGUUCAAUGACUCUUAUUCAGAGACUAAAGCAGCAGGAGAAAAACUGAUAAUAAGUGCAAAUGGUAAAAAUGGGCUUUUGACUUGUUGUAUUCGACCUAGUAGCAUUUUUGGCCCUGGUGACAGGCUUUUGGUUCCCUCACUUGUUGCUGCUGCAAGAGCUGGAAAAUCCAAGUUCAUCAUUGGUGAUGGAAAUAACCUGUAUGACUUCACGUAUGUUGAAAAUGUAGCAUAUGCCCACAUAUGUGCUGAACGAACUCUAGCAGCAGGUGGUGCAGCUGCAGCCACGGUAGCAGGGCAGGCAUAUUUCAUUACAAACGUGGAGCCAAUAAAAUUUUGGGAGUUUAUGUCAUUGAUUCUUGAAGGUCUUGGAUAUGAAAGGCCAAGGAUAAAAAUAGCUGCUUCCCUCAUGAUGCCAAUAGCCCACGUAGUAGAGCUAACAUACAAGUUGUUUUCACGGUAUGGAAUGAGUGUACCACAGCUUACACCUUCCCGAGUUAGACUUCUUUCAUGUGAAAGGACUUUCAGCUGCAGCAAAGCUAAAGAACACAUUGCUUAUGAACCUAUUGUUUCACUCAAGGAUGGUCUAAAGAAGACAAUAGAUUCAUACCAACAUUUGAGGGCCAAGCAACAGAAGCGAACUUCUAAGGUUUAUACCUACCUAGGAAAUGAGAGUGUUGCAAACACACUACUUUGGAAAGACAAGAAGCAGACGCUAACCACCGUUCUAUUCUUGGUUGCUAUUUACUAUUACUUCUUUGCAUCGGGCUAUACUUUAAUCACCGCGAUAGCAAAGCUGCUUUCUAUGUUGGCAUUAUUUCUGUUCGUCCAUGGCUUGCUGCCAACAAAAAUAUUGGCCUACAAAAUUGAGAAGAUGCCACCUUCUUAUUUUCAGCUCUCAGAAGAAAAGGCACAUCAGUUUGUAUCAUCAAUAAGCUCAUCAUGGAAUUCUUUAGUUGGCAUACUGAGAUCGCUUUGCAAGGGAAGAGAUUGGUCUUUAUUUCUCAAGGUUUUCAUCAUCCUACUACUUGUGAGUUUCCUUGGAGCCAUUCCCAUGCAAAGCUCAUACAAAAUAGGAUUUCCAGCAUUAUUCAUAGGGUUCUAUAUGUAUGAGAAAUGGGAGGAAGAAAUUGAUGGUGCUUUUGAUAAAGCGCGAUUAGAGAUUUUGAAGCUGAAAUCUAAUGCUAAAAAGAAAUUUGCGAGGCAGUAGUUGGGAGUGAGCCAGUGAUGUCUUGAGAAGCUGGAACCCAGCGGAAUUACUCAACAAGUAUUUCAAAUUGGUAUCUCCUACCUCUCAUCUAUUUGUUGUCUAUAUGUUCUUGCCAUUUGUUAUUUCAAAUGCUUUUAUUUGGAUUGGAUUUAAUUUAUUAUAUUUUAUUAGUUGAGUUUAUAUCAUUUGAAAUUCAUA